Molecule: messenger RNA, 1092 nt
Organism: Aedes aegypti (yellow fever mosquito)
Lineage: Eukaryota; Metazoa; Arthropoda; Insecta; Diptera; Culicidae
Gene: Scox
Product: protein SCO1 homolog, mitochondrial
Exons: 2
Coding region: 206-1000 (264 amino acids)
Biological process (GO): intracellular copper ion homeostasis; mitochondrial respiratory chain complex IV assembly
Cellular component (GO): mitochondrial inner membrane
Molecular function (GO): copper ion binding; copper chaperone activity
Source: RefSeq, a predicted model, not a curated record
UUUGCUGUCAUAUUCUUGAACAAAUUUUCCGAAUGCAGUGAUUCGGCCGGCAGCUACAUUAAAAAAUGUGAAUUUUCUUCAGAAAAAGGAAUAUUAAUCACGGAAAACGUUAGUUGUUAACUACAGUUCUAUAAUUGUUACUUACCAAAGUAUUGCUACACCAGAAAGUGCAUUAACUAGUACAAAAAAAACGUAUAGCAGUAAAAUGUCGAAACUCUUAGCUCGUGUUGUUUCGCAACAGAACAAAAUUUUUCUUCACCCAAAGAGCUCCUCGCGAAGCUGGCUGAAUGCGCCCACAUUCCAGCGGGGAGCGGCCACGGGACGGACCAGCGAUCCGAUGAAAGGCAAAGGCCCCAUAACGUGGAAAAGCUUUGCCCUGAUUGCCACUGCGGGUCUUGGCAGUUUGGGCUUCAUGUGGUACGUGAAGGAUGAGAAAGAACAGGCCCUGCUGAAGGAACGUAAACGUCAGCUGGGCAAAGCUGCUAUUGGUGGUUCCUGGGAGUUGGUGGAUUCUGAUGGGAACGUUCGGAAGUCGUCCGAUUUCAUUGGCCAGUGGCUGCUGAUAUAUUUCGGAUUCACGCACUGUCCCGACAUUUGUCCGGAUGAGCUGGAAAAGAUGGCAGCCGUAGUGGAUGGAUUGGCCAAGAUGGAGGAAGCCGAACCGAUUCAGCCUCUGUUCAUCACGGUUGACCCACAUCGGGACUCGAAGGAAGUCGUUGGCAAGUACGUAAAAGAGUUCCAUCCGAAAUUGCUGGGUUUGACCGGGACCGUGGAGCAGGUGGCCAAGGUAUGCAAAGCUUUUCGAGUGUAUUUCAGCGCUGGUCCGAAGGAUCAGGACGAAGACUACAUUGUGGAUCACACGAUCAUCAUGUAUCUUGUGGAUCCCAAUGGACAGUUUGUGGAUUACUAUGGUCAGAAUCGUGAUAAGGAACAGGUUAAGAAUUCAAUAGUCAUCAACAUGGCAAAGUUCAAACAGAUGAACAAAAAAUCUUGGUUCUAAGUAUGUAAGUUGUAAGUCUUUUCAUACUGUACAUAGCUAGACUGUAUCAGUUUCUGCCGAUUUGUAGAUAAACGGUUCUGUUAGACACCGUA